GUGGGAGGCCCCGCCUCCGCCGCCGAGCGUUAGCGCCGCUCGCUCCCCCGCCCUCGCUCGCUCGCUGCGCGCCGUUGCGGGUCAGCGCCAGCAGCUCGUGCCGCAGUGAGGGAGCGGAGCACAGCGGGCCCGGUGGCGGCGCCCAACGUACGCUUGCAACAGCCAGAGCGGGCGCUCGGCGGAUCCAGCUGCAGAGGACGACGCCUGACGCCCACCCGCCACCAUGGGAAAUGAGGCAAGCUACCCUUUGGAAAUGUGCUCGCACUUUGAUGCUGAUGAGAUUAAACGGCUAGGAAAGAGAUUUAAGAAGCUUGAUUUGGACAACUCUGGUUCUUUGAGUGUGGAAGAGUUCAUGUCUUUACCUGAACUGCAACAGAACCCGUUGGUACAGCGAGUAAUAGAUAUAUUUGACACAGAUGGCAAUGGAGAAGUGGACUUCAAAGAAUUCAUAGAAGGAGUCUCCCAGUUCAGCGUCAAAGGAGAUAAGGAACAGAAGUUGAGGUUUGCUUUUCGCAUCUACGAUAUGGACAAAGAUGGUUAUAUCUCCAAUGGGGAGCUCUUCCAGGUGCUGAAGAUGAUGGUGGGGAACAAUCUCAAAGACACUCAGUUACAGCAAAUUGUAGAUAAAACCAUAAUUAAUGCAGAUAAGGAUGGUGAUGGAAGAAUAUCCUUUGAAGAAUUCUGUGCUGUUGUAGGAGGCCUAGAUAUCCACAAAAAGAUGGUGGUAGAUGUGUGACUCUGUAGGGCACCACCCAACACUUUUGCUUUCUUCUCCAUCUCUGAAGAUCUGCUCAAGACGUCCAGCAAUGCUCUCUGUGUAUUUAAAUGGAAGUAUUUUUCUCUGUGAAGCCACAUUUUCCAACAUGAGCCUCAUGAAGCCAACUAAGUGUUAUUGAACUUUGAUUCUCUCAAUAACUCAGUGUAGCACUUUAAAGUCUGAAGGACAGCAAAGAUGGAAAGAGCAUAUCAGUGUGGUGGAGAAAGGGAAGGGGUUGGCUUUUUAAUUUAUUUUUCUUCAUCUUUUAUAACAAGGAAAUAUCUAUCUAUAUAUAUAUAUGUGUGUGUGUAUUUAUAUAUAGAUAUAUAUGUAGCUUUCUAUAUGUAGUAGCUAGGUGGGCUUUAAUUUAAUAUACUUGAUUCAGAAACGAAAACUAGAGUACAAAGUGCCAAGCAGAAUAUUAACAGUUCAAUAUAUGGGUAUACAUCCUUACUUUUAUUUCACACAGUUUUAUAUAUAUAGUAGAAGAAUGUAAAAUUGUAACUGGGUGUUAGGUCAACUCUUCUCCUUUUCCUGUGACUGUUCAGAUGUUUCUAUAUAUUGACUGGCUGACAAAGCAUCGCUUCUUAUUAAUUUACCUUAAUGACAUGUUUUGUAACACAGGAGACUAAGUUUAUUUAUACCUGUUAAUAUAUUACCAGGGACUGUGUCUCUUUGCUAAAUAACUUAAUACAGUUCUACUUCGUAUAGUUUAAUGCUACUGCCAAGAACCAGCCCUCGUGUGCACAUAGUAACUGCAGAAUGCUUCGAUGGCUACUAGAUUUUGUCACCUACCAUAUAGGGGUGGUCACAGCUGUCCCAAAGUUAACGCUCAUCUGCUGUUUUGGAUUCAUUUUAGAUACGGCUACUCGAGGUGUCAGACACAUUCACAACCUUCUCUCGUGCUCACCUUAAUGAAAUUAGGAGCUGUGUAGCCACAGGUCCCCAUCUACUUAUUUUAUACAGUAGGUAGAUUAUAAAGUGUUCUUGCCAUUUAAAUUCUCUCAUUUCAACUGUGAUAGUUUCCCCCUCUGCAUUUAAAGAAUAUUACAGGUAGCAUAAAUAACUGGUAAUAUUAUAUAUAUAUAUAUAUAUUUAUAUAUAUGUAUAUAGGAUUCAUACGGGGGAAAAUCUUGUUAACCUACGCCACAGAGGAGGAAAACUUCACACUCUCUAAAUUGAUACCUCUUGCAGUUCUCCAGUCCUUUGCCUGGAGAACGUUUUCUUUUCUAGAUUUGUCCAUAUCAUGAUUUGUACCGGAUGGGAACUUGAUAUAUUUGUGUGAUAUAAAAGUAGCGAGCCACGUUUUACAAACUUUCUAUCAUCCCUUCCCUUUUCUGCAAUGGUACUUAUUGGCUGGAAGAAAAAAAAAAACCAACCAUUUGCUAGAUUUUUUAGGACAGCACAUCUUUCCUGUAUAGUAGUUUUUCUAUUGAAAAAAAGAAUUGUUUUAUAAUCAGCAUUGGAAAGCGCAGGUUGUCUGAAUCUACUUCUAUCGAGCACCUGUCUGCCAUAGCUGUUCCUUCAACUGAGUGCUGCACAUCCAUGGGCUCUGUCUGUGAGAGAAAUCCAGGUGCUUGGUGUCCUUGCAUGACGUGAAGUUUUGCAUGUAGAUCGAUUGGAAACGUUCCUCUUGUUUACAUCAUUUGCGUAAUUUAAACGAAUCAUGUUGCCAAACUUUGGUAAAUGUUAAUGUUCAAAACAAAAAUCUCCACUACCGUGUAACUUUCUUCCUCUGGAUCAGUACGUGGCUUAUAUAAUCCCAGCCAGUGGUUUUAUCUGUUCCAGUGUCAACUGCCAUGUGCUCUGCUUCGAGGGGGAACUGGUCUUUUGUGAAUUAUUUUUUUUGUACAUAAGUAUUUGUUACAGACAUUUUAGCAAAUGCUUUUCAUUUCUCUUACUGGCUUGUGCAUAUCUUGGCUGUUGUUAGAGAAGUUAUUUAGUGCUACCGUUAUUUCCUUCGGUGGGUUGGGGGGGUAGGUAAUAAAGGGUGGAUGGGAAGGGGAGGGAUGAGGUUUUUCUUUUGUUUUUUUUUAGUUCGUGUGGGGAAAAAAAAAGAUUUCUGUUGAAUGUUUAGUUUUUCCUCUGCAUGCUCCAUCAUAUGUUGUGGGAACUAUAAGAACCUUCAUACUCUAUGAAUACGGAAUAAAAGAUUUGAACCUUG
This is a messenger RNA of Coturnix japonica (Japanese quail), 2921 nucleotides long. RefSeq names its product protein phosphatase 3 regulatory subunit B, alpha (gene PPP3R1). NCBI's taxonomy places the organism in Eukaryota, Metazoa, Chordata, Aves, Galliformes, Phasianidae. The record is from RefSeq and is a predicted model, not a curated record. Gene Ontology annotation, molecular function: calcium ion binding.